Messenger RNA from Prunus armeniaca (apricot), 1230 nucleotides. Lineage: Eukaryota; Viridiplantae; Streptophyta; Magnoliopsida; Rosales; Rosaceae. The record is from the annotation of a GenBank genome assembly.
AUGGACGCCUACUCCAGCUAUUGCUACAAAGUCAUGCUCUUCAGGCUAAAGAACGCCGAAGCAACCUACCAAAGGCUGGUGAACAAAAUUUUCAAGGAGCAAAUCAGCAAGACUAUGGUGGUCUACGUAGACAACAUGCUAGUCAAAGCUCCCCAACGAGCAGACCACAUCAAGAAUCUUGCCGAAGCAUUUAGCCUACUUCGAAAAUACAACAUGAAGUUGAAUCCGAGCAAAUGCUCAUUUGGAAUCUCAUCCGGCCGAUUCUUGGGAUAUUUAGUGACCCUAAGAGGCAUCGAGGCACAAUCAAAUCAAAUCAAGGUCAUCAUCAAUGUCAAGCCACCUGCUACAACAAAGGAGAUACAAAGUCUAACGGGUAGAGCAGUAGCUCUCAACCCAUUCCCCUUGAGAUCUACUAACAAGUGCAGGGCAUUCUUCAAAGUCUUGAAGAAAGGACAAAAAGACAAAAGGGACGAAGAGUGCGAAGUAGCUUUUGAAAACUUGAAGACAUACCUCCCUUCGCCUCCCCUGCUAUCAAAACCAAUACCAUGCAAAGAUUUGGUCAUCUACCUGGCAGUGUCCAACUCAACAGUCAGCUCAGCUGUUAUCCGAGAAGAGCUGGAGGCACAACAUCCUUUAUUCUACAUAUCAAAAGCUCUCCUCGACGGUCCUCGGGCAAAAAACACUCAUGUUGAUGCAUUGGCAAACCUAAAAUUAGCAUUGGACACUCAAUUCAGAUGCUCCAUCCCGGUCGAAUACCUUAACCGACCCAGCAUCGAAGAGAUUGAGCAGAUUAACUCAACGCAAAUUAAUGAGGACCCUAGCUGGCAAGACCCCAUCAUCGACUACCUGGCAAAUAGAAAUCUGUCCAAAGAUAAUCUGAAGCUAGGAAGAUCUAGCAGAAGGCCGCAAGGUAACAAGCUCAUUCCCAUAUCAUACUUCAACCCUCGUCUCACAUGCAUAAAGUAUCCUCAAACACUUGACGUGAUCUGCAAGAUUCACGACGGCGAGUGUGGCGACCACUCUGGGGGCAGACUGAAACUAUAUCCUCUACUAAAGAAGCAAACAUGGAAUGAUUUGUAUGGAAAAACAUUAUCUACCGGUUUAGCUGUCCACAAUCACUGGCUACCGACAAUGGCUCACAAGUUAUCGGCAAGCAGCCUUCUCUACAAAAUAUGGCAUCAAGCAGCACAUGUCUACCCCAAGGUAUUUGCAGGGCAAUGGCCAGGCUAA